This is a messenger RNA of Pieris rapae (cabbage white), 1266 nucleotides long. RefSeq names its product ubiquitin-conjugating enzyme E2 J2-like. The coding region runs from base 163 to 843 and encodes 226 amino acids. The record is from RefSeq and is a predicted model, not a curated record. The transcript has a single exon. Lineage: Eukaryota; Metazoa; Arthropoda; Insecta; Lepidoptera; Pieridae.
UUCAGUGAUCAGUCUAAUUGCGAAGUAGACAACAUAAUUUUUAAUUUCUAUCUACGAACUGUAUUACAGAAAAUAUAAAUAACUAACUACUAACAUUAAAGCAGAACUUUUACAGCUUAAAACAGCUUUAGAAAUAACAUUGAUGAUCAAUAUAUUUAAAUAAUGGCUAAAACUAAAGUAACUGGAGCAACGAGUAGGUUGAAACAAGAUUAUUUAAGGUUGAAAAACGAUCCUGUACCAUAUGUGACCGCAGAACCAGUGCCUUCCAACAUACUAGAGUGGCAUUAUGUUGUAAAAGGACCCGAGAAAAGUCCCUACGAAGGAGGAUAUUAUCACGGGAAAAUCAUGUUUCCAAGAGAGUUUCCUUUCAAGCCUCCGUCAAUUUAUAUGAUAACGCCAAAUGGACGAUUUAAAACUAAUACUAAGCUUUGUUUAAGCAUUACAGAUUUUCAUCCAGACACAUGGAAUCCAGCUUGGUCAAUUUCAACAAUUCUGACAGGCCUGCUAAGUUUCAUGUUAGAAAAAACACCAACUCUGGGUUCUAUUGAAACAUCUGAUUACCAGAAACGAUGUUUGGCUGCUGAAUCUUUAGAAAUUAAUCUUAAAAACAAGAUGUUCUGUGAGUUGUUUCCAGAAUAUGUUGGUGAGAUUGAAGAGCUGCUUAAACAACGACAGCAAGCCUUGCUCCAAACAGAAAAUAAUAGCAACAACAGUGAGAGUGAAGUGACAAAUGAACAACAAUCUAAUAUGCACUAUUUAUUAACAAACUUAUUUGUGUUAGUGGGCUUUGUGUUUCUAGCAUUUAUGGUGAAACAUGUUUUGGUAUCUGUUUCAAAUGACUAAGGUGUAAUGAUCUAUUAGUGUAAAUAUUAAUUUAUUAUGUACAGCAUUUGUGCAAUGAGGGUUGGGGUAUGGUAUUUUUCACUUAUAGCAAUGUACCUUAGAAAGUUCAGAAUUUGAGUACUUUAGAUGUUUCUAAUUUGUACAGGUAAAUAUGUAUUAGAUUUAAAUGCACAGUUACCUAGUAAUAUGGUUUAUAAUGAGAAGUACUAAAUCUGCACAGCAAAUUAAUCAAUAAAGAUUUAUAUUGCCUGAUAAUGUAAUAAAUCUGUGAUGUAGACACCACAUUACUUUUAAAAUUGCUCCCAUUGUAAAUAGGUAUAUUUUUUUCAAUCUCACAAAUGUAUGAGUUUUGAAUGAAUUUGAUUUUUUUUGUCAUAACUGGCUGAAAAAUAUAUUUAUUUUAUUUCUACUCUAUGCUGUAUA